This is a messenger RNA of Lolium perenne, 2026 nucleotides long. The record is from RefSeq and is a predicted model, not a curated record. Lineage: Eukaryota; Viridiplantae; Streptophyta; Magnoliopsida; Poales; Poaceae.
GGGUAGGAGAAUUAGCAAUAAUAUUAUAAUUGCUCAAGAAAUUUCACAUUCUUUUGCCCUUAGUUCCUGGAAUCAUAAAGCCUUCAUGCUAAAAAUAGAUUUAGCCAAAGCUUUUGACAGAUUAGAGUGGAACUUCAUUGUUCAAGCGCUUACACGUAAAGGGCUGCAUGGUCAUUUCAUAAAUCUCAUUUAUGCUUGUGUCUCGUCACCGACCUUUUCGGUUGUCAUUAAUGGUCAAGCUUUUGCCAAGUUUAAAGGUGACAGGGGCAUACGACAAGGAUGUCCGUUAUCUCCGUACUUGUUUGUCCUUGCCAUAAAUGAAUUGUCAAUUGCUAUGCAGGAGGCUAUGGCUGCUAAUGAUUUUGCAGGUAUUAAAUUGGGACCAAACUGUCCACCCAUUCAUUCGUUGCUUUUUGCGGAUGAUCUUUUAGUAUGUGGACAAGCUACGGAACAGGAAGCGACAAAAAUGAAACAGGUGCUCCAGGAAUUCUGCAAUAGGUCGGGACAAACUCCAAAUUGGAUGAAAUCGGGAAUUCUAUUCAGUAUCAGAAAAGACGCAAAUUCCAGGAGUUUAUGCCUAAGGGCUUGGAAAGAUAUAUGUAUACCAAAAAAAGAAGGAGGCCUAGGUAUUAGAAAUUUGCAGGCUAUCAAUCAGGGCCUUAUUCUUAUGGCGGCUUGGAGACUUGCAAAUCAGCCACACAACUUCCUACACCAAGUCCUAAAAUCGAAAUAUUUUCCCAAUUCCUCACUUUGGCGCCCAAAUUCAAAUGCUCCCAAAUCAGCCUUUUGGGCCUCUAUCCUGAAAAUCUUGCCCAUUCUCAAAGCCCACACUUUCUACCAGCUCACUUUGGGCCAGAUUUCCAUUUGGAGCACACCUUGGUGUGAAGGAUGGGAUCAGAUUUAUGAUUCUUUGAUCAUACAACCAGAAAACUAUUCCUACCCAAGUCAGGUUAAAGAUCUGUGGAUUCCAGGGCAGAAAAUGUGGAAUGAACAGCUAAUUAACAUUUUAUUUCAGGAACAGAUGGCGCAAAGAAUCAGGAACACUCCAAUUAUAAAUGCGGAAGAGGAAGAUUGCCUUUGCUGGAAACUAACACCAACAGGUAAAUGCAAUUCCAAGAGUGCUUACAGAGUAUGUCUUGAGAAUUUAUUCGAAAAUGGGGAGCCAAGACCAAGACAGGUUAGUACAAAUACCAAACUCAUCUUGCAGUCAAUCUGGAAAAACAACAACUUAAUUCCCAGAAUUAAAACUUUUGGUUGGAGAAUUCUUAGUAAAGCUAUUUCUUCUGGAGCGAGAGCUGGGAAGUACAGUAAACACAUUAACAAAUAUUGUUGUAGAUGCAAUUUAGAGGAAACAGAUCAGCAUCUUUUCUUCCUGUGUAAUUAUGCUAGAGCUGCUUGGUUUAUGCAUCCUUGGUAUUUGAAAAUUGAUCAAGUCCAGUACAUGACUAAUGCGAUAAAACAAAAUCUGGAGUUACUUGACCCUUUACAGGUUGGAGUACAGGAGCCACAAACAAGAACAGGUACACAACAGGAUUUGACAAAUCAAGGAAGCACUAUUAGUUCAGAUUUGAGAAUUCAAGGAAGCAAAAUAUUCUCGGACGCGACCUGGAGGAAAAUAAAUACACCUGGUGCUCAAGGAAAUCCGAAGACAGGCUUAGGAGUGUACUGUCAAUUCACAAGAGAAUGCAGGGAAGAAACUGUGAUGAUUCAGGCCUCAACAAUCCAGCCGUCGUCUCCAAUUCUUGCUGAAGCUGCUGCCUUACUCCUCGCCUCAAACAUUGCAGCAAAGAUACAGGAGCAGGGGGUCACAUUCCUUACGGACAAUCUUACUCUGGCAAGAGCUGCGGCUGCCCAUUCGAUAGCGGACAAGCAAUGCCUGCCGGCGCAACAUCACCGUGUUGAGAAGGCACCUCCGGUGGCAGAGGAGGGACAAGCAUCUCCAGUUACGGAGGAUGAACAAUCUAUCCUGCCGACUUACCACCAUGAUGGCUCCUCGUACUCCGGUUGGUCCUCCUCUGAUAACUAA